This is a messenger RNA of Oncorhynchus kisutch (coho salmon), 1839 nucleotides long. Its product is annotated as cytochrome c oxidase subunit 7A2, mitochondrial. Gene Ontology annotation, cellular component: respiratory chain complex IV. The record is from RefSeq and is a predicted model, not a curated record. Lineage: Eukaryota; Metazoa; Chordata; Actinopteri; Salmoniformes; Salmonidae. The transcript is spliced from 4 exons. Bases 1421 to 1672 code for a protein of 83 amino acids. Gene Ontology annotation, biological process: mitochondrial respirasome assembly; mitochondrial electron transport, cytochrome c to oxygen; regulation of oxidative phosphorylation.
AUGGGGGGGGGGGGGGCAAGAACCCUUUCCUGGGCGUCGCCUACAUCACUGUGGGCUUCGUCUGCUUCUUCCUGGGGGUGGUCCUCAUCCACCACAAAUAUGGUAGCCGCAACCACAGCGCUGAUAUCCCUAACUAAAGAUGUCCUAUAGGUAUGUUGCAUGCUGGCUAGCAGAGGAUGCGGACAUAGCCAGUGGCUAAUUACAAGCUCUGGUGGUACGCUUGUGCCUGGCUUGUGUACUGUAUGUAAGAAUGGCCUGCUUGUCAAAAGUGCUGUGCAAGUAUUGGAUGAGUAGAUGUCGGAAAAGUUACGAUAAAGUGAAAGUUCUCUCGUAUUUAUUUUUCACGGUCAGGAAGUGAUGUAGUUAUGUACUGUAAGCAGUUUUGCUGUCAAGUCGUUAGUGACAGUAAGUUGAAUUAGAAUUCUCACGUCGAUGUAGCGUCAUUCAAUCACAGAUCAUUUUUAUUGCAGAAAUAUGUGCAUGUCAGUCAUGGAUGUUUACAUCUCUGAAUAAGUUAUUUAAAAGAACGUUUGCAUAUUGCCAAGCAAAUCUGAACAGUCUGUUAGGCUAGAAUUGCUUCAAGAAUCAAGUCUAUAGACUUUGUUUUCAUACAAGUAGGUUGUGUGUUACUGUACAGUAGUUUGAGGCACAUUUUUCUGGGGUUUUUACUCUGCAGAUGGGGGUCUAGCUUGUACAAGGAUGUGCACUCAUUUUCGGGGCAAGUGUUAUGGAUUGCUUGCGUUGUAUCUAUUUCUACUCUCAGUAUAUACAGUAAUGAUGUUUAGCUGCCUGGAAUGUGCAGAGCUUGAGUCAAGUUUGUCAUAUUACAAAACCUUGAAAAUGACUUUCUCAGGGACCAAAGCUUUAUUCAUGUACACCAGCCUGGGUGCCAGGCUCUUUGCUCUCUUGCCAACUCCCUAUGGAAUUGUCAUGCCAAACUUGCUUGGCAAUGGAGUAGGGAAGAGCACAAACGGAUCUGGGACCAGGCUACUGUUCAUGUUAGAACCUCCAUUUGUUUUCUUACUAAGACUGCAGCAAAUUGAAACAUGUUUUGCACUUUAGAGUUGCCAUGGAUUUAUUACCUGGAGAUUCUCUGUUGCUUCACAAAUAAAAUGUCUGAACUACUCAUUUUUAGUCACCUGCUUUUAUUUAGAAAUGUUUUGAGAUGUACCUUUUGUUGCGAAAUGGAAAAAGUGAAUAUGUAUACAAAUUUGUGAGAAUCUUAAGGCUUUUUUUAUAGCUCAGAAAUGGAGAGAAUGGUGGCUCAUGUUGGCUACUCUCCAAGUACCCACUCCUGACCAUUAUGUGGCAGCAUGCACAAGUGUUCGUGAUGCGUCAGUAAAUCCUUUCAAAGAAGAAAAUAGUGGAUGCGCAGUCUUCCGGUGUCCUUGUACGACCAUACGACGAUUGACGUGGAGCUAUGUACCGACACAUUCAAGCGCUCCAGCAGGUGUCGCGGCGGACACUGAGCACCAGUGCGCGCAGGCAGGUGGAGAACAAGGUCCCACAUAAACAGAAGCAUUUCCAGGAGGACAAUGGGAUUCCAAUUCAUUUGAAAGGGGGUGUCAGCGACGCCAUCCUGUACAGAGCAACAAUGGCACUCACCAUCCUAGGAUCUGCAUAUGUCGUAUAUGAACUGGUUUGUGCCGCUUUCCCCAAGAAGAAGGAGUGACUCCAGCUGCUGGGCUUACCUGUUCUACAUGACACCCUAUUAGUUGUAAAAAGUUGUCUCUGUGUCAUCGGGGUUGAUUUGGCAUGUCAUAAUGGCUUUUGUUUCAUGUUCAUGGGAUCAAUAUUUAUUUGUUUUUAAACUGAGAAUAUUAAAUAUGCCUCUCAUUA